GCACCGCCUCAGUCCCUGGGCGCUCGCUGGAGGGGGUGGCUGGGACCGUUAGCUCGCCAGGCUGGCAGGCUCCGGGCCGCUACUCCACUGGCGGCCGAGAUGGAGACGAUGCGAGCACAGCGACUGCAGCCUGGAGUGGGCACCAGCGGGAGGGGUACUCUGCGAGCGCUUCGGCCCGGAGUGACUGGGGCGGCGGUUACCACCGCCACACCCCCAGCAGGGCCCCCGCCCGCACCGCCGCCCCCUGCACCGCCCCCGCCGCCCCUGCUCCUAGCCGGGGCCCCUGGGCUGCCGCUGCCCCCGGGCGCUGCCGGCAGCCCGGCGGUGCUGCGGGAGGCCGUGGAGGCCGUGGUGAGGAGCUUCGCCAAGCACACGCAGGGCUAUGGCCGAGUGAAUGUGGUGGAGGCACUUCAGGAAUUCUGGCAGAUGAAGCAGUCCCGUGGGGCAGACUUGAAGAAUGGGGCUCUGGUGGUUUAUGAGAUGGUUCCCUCCAACAGUCCUCCUUACGUCUGCUAUGUCACUCUGCCUGGGGGAAGCUGCUUUGGGAGUUUCCAGUUUUGCCCUACAAAAGCUGAGGCCCGGCGGAGUGCUGCAAAGAUUGCACUGAUGAACUCUGUGUUUAAUGAACAUCCUUCCCGAAGAAUUACUGAUGAGUUCAUUGAGAAGAGUGUCUCUGAAGCUCUGGCGUCUUUCAAUGGCAACAGGGAGGAAGCUGACAACCCAAAUACAGGGAUUGGUGCUUUCCGAUUCAUGCUGGAAUCCAAUAAGGGCAAGUCAAUGUUGGAGUUCCAGGAACUAAUGACAGUUUUUCAGCUGCUGCACUGGAAUGGCAGCCUUAAGGCCAUGAGGGAAAGACAGUGCUCUCGGCAGGAAGUGUUGGCUCAUUAUUCACACCGGGCUUUGGAUGAUGAUAUUCGCCACCAAAUGGCAUUGGACUGGGUGAGCCGGGAGCAGAGUGUGCCAGGGGCACUGUCUAGAGAGCUGGCCUCUACUGAGCGGGAGCUGGAUGAAGCCCGGCUGGCAGGCAAGGAGCUGCGCUUCCACAAGGAGAAGAAGGAUAUUCUCCUGCUGGCUGCUGGGCAGUUGGGCAAUAUGCAUUCUUCCAACUGUUAGGUGUCCACUCACAUACUCCCUGUCCUCUCUCGGCCCUUUUUUUUUAAUAAUGUCUUUUCUAAGACUUAGUUGAUUUCUGUACAUACUUUCUCAGUUUUAUACUUUAAAAUAUAGAUAUAUAUAUGUAUAUGUAUAAAUUCUACACUUGGAUUCCUA
This is a messenger RNA of Lontra canadensis (Northern American river otter), 1269 nucleotides long. It is a transcript of the gene LIX1L, whose product is annotated as limb and CNS expressed 1 like. Gene Ontology annotation, cellular component: cytoplasm. Lineage: Eukaryota; Metazoa; Chordata; Mammalia; Carnivora; Mustelidae. The transcript has 6 exons. Gene Ontology annotation, biological process: autophagosome maturation. Bases 100 to 1113 code for a protein of 337 amino acids. The record is from RefSeq and is a predicted model, not a curated record.